CUAAUCUGCAGCAAAGCUCACAGCUUUACGAAGGUUGCUUGUGUUUUCAAGAACAAAAUCAGGAUCAGGGAAGUUCAUGGUUUGCAAGAAGGGUCUAAAGUGAAUCUGGUUAAUUUGGUUCCUGCUUGAUUGUUUAGAUUUGAAUCGAGGCCAUGGGAGGGCAUGUGAGCAAGAGGCCCGCUGAAGCAUCAUCUUCUGAUAUCAAUCUCAAUAACAAUUUACAAUACACAACUGAAUUGAGCUCAUAUGAGGCUGCUUGCCGGCUCGACAAGGACUUGCAGUCCUUUGACACCACCCUCCAAGCUCGGACCAAUCACGUCAUCAAUAAUCUUGCUGUCGGGGUUGAGGUUCGUGCGCUUUCAUUUGACUCGUUGAAGGAAGUCACAGAAUGCUUGUUGGAGAUGAACCAAGAGGUUGUUAAGGUUAUCCUGGAGUGCAAGAAAGAUAUAUGGAAGAAUCAAGAAUUGUUUGAGCUUGUCGAGGAGUACUUCGAAAAUAGCUUGCAAACUCUAGAUUUCUGUGCUGCAUUGGAGAAGUGCCUAAAGCGUGCCCGCGAUAGCCAAUUGCUGAUUCUUGUUUCGCUUAAACAAUUCGAAGAGGAAAGUGAUGCAGGAGGGAGGGAGUAUGUGAGGACCUUGGAAGAACUGAAGAAUUUCAAGGCAGCAGGUGAUCCUUUCACCGAUGAAUUCUUUCAAAUCUUUCAAUCCGUGUACAGGCAGCAGAUAAUGAUGCUUGAGAAGCUACAACUUAGGAAGAAUAAGCUUGACAAGAAGCUCAAGUGCAUUCAUGCUUGGAGGAAGGUUUCAAGUAUGAUAUUUGUAGCUAUUUUCGCAACUGUAUUGAUUUGCUCAGUUGUGGCAGCAGCCAUGACUGCCCCUCCUGUUGUUGCCGCUGUCGCUGCAGCAUCAACAAUCCCAUUAGGUUCAAUGGGGAAGUGGAUAGAUUCUCUGUGGAAGAAUUAUGAAAAUGCAUUGAAGGGACAGAAGGAGGUGAUCAGCACAAUGCAAGUUGGUACUUAUGUUGCCAUAAAGGAUCUGGACAACAUUCGGGUUCUCAUUGAUCGCCUGGAGAUUGAGAUUGAAGCGCUAAUGCGAACCACUGACUUCGCAAUUGAACAUGGGGCUGUGAAGGUUGCAAUCGAGGAGAUCAAGAAGAAGCUGGGGGUGUUCAUGAAGAAUGUUGAGGAUUUGGGAGUGCUAGCUGAUUCGUGCAGCCGCGAUAUCAUGAGGGCUCGGACUGUGGUUCUGCAAAGGAUCAUAAAAAGUCCUAACAACUAAAGGGGUGGUGCUUCUUGAUACUUUCAACUGGAUAGAUGUUCAUAUUCUGAGACAUAUCUUAUUCUUAAUUAUGUUCUAUGUUAAUGAUAAAAUCCCCAUAGUUUUUUAGUUUAUACAAUUGAUUAUUGCAAUUUGAAUCAUGUUUAAGAAAAUAAUUUAUGACUGCCACUGAUUUUUAGGCAGUAACAUGUUUCUAGUUUCCGUUCCGACAACAUGGACUCUUAUUUCAUAUCUAUUUUUAUCA
Messenger RNA from Populus euphratica (Euphrates poplar), 1521 nucleotides. Its product is annotated as UPF0496 protein At4g34320-like. The transcript has 2 exons. Lineage: Eukaryota; Viridiplantae; Streptophyta; Magnoliopsida; Malpighiales; Salicaceae. The record is from RefSeq and is a predicted model, not a curated record. The coding region runs from base 153 to 1277 and encodes 374 amino acids.